AUGGAGGCCUUCUGCUCCCAUGCCACCCAACGCGGCCCGCACUGCAACAAGCCACAGAAGUUCCGGUGGGGUGCCUGGCGCACGGGGCACAAGGAACAGCGUGAGCUCACCAUGGCAGAUGCGGGGUCCGUGGCUCGAAGUUUGGCUUCCCGAAGUGCAUUGAAGGAUAAACCCACGGGGGUCACAAAGAUCCCUGAGGCCUUGUGGAUUGAUUUUCCGGGAAAGAACCGGAGUAUUUGGAGAAUCCGAUUUGCCCUGGAGAAGUUCGAGAUGAAGAUGCAGGCUGAAGAGGACUGGCGGAGCUUGCGGCAACAGCUGCUUCAUGCCGUCCGCGCCGCUGUACGCGGUGUCCUGUUGCGUAGGGAGGAGGGCUCCAGAAAGCCCAAGCCGCUGCAGAUCUCGGUGGAAGGGAUUAAACUUUGCCAAAAAUUGGAGCGAAAAGAGGAACAUCGACCUGAUUGGCCCAAGUUUUUGGCCACCAUUUCCAUUGAAACUGCAGAUUCGGAAGCUGCUACUGCCAUCUCCUCCAGCUUAAGCAGUCGAGCCUUCAGGCGGUCCUUCGCUACGGCGGCCUCCCAACAGUUGGCAUCGCUGGGAUCGGUGGCACACGUGCGAGUGGAGCAGGAGCUGCCACAGGACAUUGAAUUGGAGGGGGGCUUAGGCGAAGAUCUCUUCGUGGUGGCUGUCCCUGAGGGGCGCAUCACGGAUCUGGGACUUUGUGAAGGCUACGAGCUGCAAGCGGUGCUCCGUAACGGCUGCGACCUCUGUGAGCAGGGCCGACAGCUGCGGGCCAUGGCCAGCCAUGACGUCCUGGCUGCCAGUCGUGUGGCUGGACCACUGCGGCUGUGUUUUCAGAGUCCCUUCGCCAAGCUGCCGAAAUUCUCGGAGAAGCAGCUGGCGAAUCGCUUCGGCUUUGGAAAAGUGCGGGAACAGCAUUUUCAUCGAUUGGUGUUUGAACUGCAGUUUGCAUGGAUGGAAUUCAAGAUCUCGAGUCAAAGUGACCUGACUCAGCUGAACGAAGCUCUGUCGGCCGACGAAGACGCCGUGAUCUGCCAUGAGUUGAAGUUGGGUGGACUGAACUUGCGGCAAGGUUGGAGGCUUCGAUCAUUGAACGCCCAGAGUUGUUUGGCUGCGAGCGAUGUGGCGACCUUUCAGCUGCAGCACUUGCCCAUGUCUUUGGAAGCGGGGCCACCACGUGAAGUGAAGAACCUCACCUUGAAGAAACUGCAAGGUGCCUUGAAAAAAGCUGGGAUUCAUUGGCUGCAGGAACCGGAGCAAAUGAUUCUGUUGGAGCUGCUCCAACAAGAACGAGAGGAUGCGGGGACAGAUUCCUGGAUGGAUGACUUGGCGGAUGUCUUCGUCAUCGACUCCGCGGGCGACUUCAAACGCAUCGCUGGCCGAGAGCUGGGGCUGCAGCACGUCUUCCACGUGUCCCGAAAGAUCCAGGAGGCGCUGAGCAGCAAGAAAUCCGCCACAGCGGGGAUGAUGGAUAUGACGAUCAAACAGAGCGACUUUGCCAACAUCCUCGAUGCAGGUGGCUUGAACUGGUUGACGCGGGAGCAGGUGGCAAUCAUCUAUCACAGUAUUGCAGGAGAAGACCAGCAAGCCGGAAUCAGUUUGAACGAUUGGAUCUCACGCUUUAAAUGGAAUCCCAUGGAAGCCGCCAGCGAAGUGGAGAACGUCUUGCAGGUCUGGGAAAGGCGAUUGGAUCGACGCGCCCAGUUGUUGCAUAGACGUGGGAAUCGACAGAAAGGGACCUUCUUGAAACCCCAGAGUUUGUCCUUCUGGGCUUUCCACGGCAUCUUAACGGAGAUGGCCGUGGAUUGGUUGUCGCUGCCCCAGCAGCGCUUGUUGUUCCGCAGCCUGGACAGCAACCGCGACGGCCGCAUCGACUUAGAGGAGUUGAAGGCCUUGGCGCAGCGCCGGGGGCAGAUCGAACUCCUGCGACAGGAGCGGAACGAUGCAAUGCCAGGGGCCACCUUGGCUGCGGACACAGAGGAAUCCAACUCUGAGGAUGAAGCUGUGGAUGGGCAGGAUGGGCAGGAUGGGCAUGUUGCGGACACGGGGCAUGAGGUCGAACAUGGAUCAAGAGAUGGCCAUAGUCAGACUGAUGGCGAGGGCUACACUGAGUUCAGUGGAGUCUCGCCCACCUCCGCUAUGUAUGAAGACGACUUCAGCCAGGUGAGUCCAGACAGCGGUGCCUUAAGCCCCUCGAGCCCCUCGAGCCCCUUGAGCCCCGGUGACGCGGCCGCUGACAUGGCCCUUGCUGCUGUGGGCACCGCCCGCGGCGACGCCACGGAACCUUCGCAGCGCUCACCCGCCUCGCCGGCCUCGCCGGCCUUGGUCUCCGCAUCGGAGGCGCCCGAAACGCCCGGGGCAGAGGCGCCGGAGGCGUCGGAGGCGACGGAAGCGUCGGAGGCGUCGGAGUAUGGGGACGACUUCGAAGAUCGGGCACAAGAUGCACAAGUGAAUGCGCUUGUGGCAGAAAAG
Molecule: messenger RNA, 2490 nt
Organism: Cladocopium goreaui
Lineage: Eukaryota; Dinophyceae; Suessiales; Symbiodiniaceae
Source: the annotation of a GenBank genome assembly